ACUAUUAUGGGGUUGGAAUGCGCCAUGUCACUUUCCUUUGGUUGUGAUUUUUGUUGAAAUUGAGUAAUUGACCACGACCGGACUACCUACUAGCUAGUCGCAGAAAGGCGAAGGCUAAAAAAGAUUAUAGCAGUGGUAUAAUAAUAGGUAUUAUUUUUGAGUUUUUCAACGCCACUCCUGUUAUUACAAUUCAAUUGGUUAAAUCUUAAAUCAUUUUUUUACUUUGUUCUAAUUAGAAGACCUGGACCAUGCAGGCGAUUAAGUGCGUGGUUGUAGGUGAUGGAGCUGUGGGUAAAACGUGUUUAUUGAUCAGCUACACAACAAAUGCUUUUCCAGGCGAAUAUAUACCAACAGUAUUUGACAAUUAUUCUGCUAAUGUAAUGGUAGAUGGCAAGCCAAUAAAUCUUGGACUUUGGGACACGGCUGGUCAAGAAGAUUACGACAGACUACGACCAUUGUCGUAUCCUCAAACUGAUGUUUUCUUAAUUUGUUUUUCAUUGGUGAAUCCAGCAAGUUUUGAAAACGUUCGAGCUAAAUGGUAUCCGGAGGUUCGUCAUCAUUGCCCAGCUACUCCUAUAAUUUUGGUUGGAACUAAAUUGGAUUUGCGCGAAGAUAAAGAAACUAUUGAACGAUUAAAGGAUAAAAAGCUUGCACCUAUAACAUAUCCUCAGGGCUUGGCAAUGGCAAAAGAAAUUAGUGCGGUCAAAUAUUUAGAAUGCUCAGCUCUAACACAGAAAGGACUAAAAACUGUUUUCGACGAGGCAAUUCGAGCAGUUCUUUGUCCCGUUCUACAAGUUAAAUCGAAACGCAAAUGUUGCCUCCUAUAAUAUUAAGUUUUUUUUUAUUUGAUGUAAAACUUAUCAGUUGAAAGUGAUUCUUUGAGUUUUCUUCAAAAUUUAUAUAUUAUAUACACAUAUUUUCACAGGCUAAUAAUUAUUUUACUUUCAUAGAAACAGUCGUUAUAAAACGCACAACUAACAGACACUUAUUGACUUUUAAUAAAAUUAAUAAUAUAAAGAGAGGUAUGUAUAAAGUGGUGCGUUAUAAUAAACCAAAAUAAAAAAUAACUGUUAAGAUUGCAGAAAGGUUUUCUUUCAAGCGUUUAUCAACUAAAAUGACUUGUUACUUUCUAAUGAAUUUUUUUAAGUCUUACAAAAAAAAUGAACAUUAUAAGCUGAUUGUGUACAGUAUGCGAGAGUAUAUUAACAAUAAUAGCUGCGAUUACUCUUAUGUUUUGUAAAGAGAAAUGAGGGUGCUUUCAAAUUAAAAGUAUAAAGCAUUGCGAAAGUAUGUUUGCGACAACAAUACCGUAAUGAUUCAAAAUAUCUAUUCUAGUUAAUGCUAUAUGACUGCGACUGAUUUGAAAAUUCCUUUGCAUCUUCGACCAUUUACGUCGUGUGUGUAAAUUAUUUUUUAAAAAUUCAUAUUACUGUUCGCUUUCAAAGUCCAGUAUAAACAACAAUUUUUUAAUGAAUUCAAAAAAUUAAUGCAACUUUUUUUGAAUAAAAUAUAUGUACAGAGUAAAAGAAUAAUUCAGAAAAAAUUAUUUUAUUCUAUUCUUUAUAGCUUAUGAGAAGGUUGAAUUAUUAUACGACAUUUAUGUUUUCAGGAAUAAUACAGAAGAGUAUAUCCUUUAAUUGUAAAAGAAAAUUUAAAUAAAAGAUUGCAUGCGCGAA
This is a messenger RNA of Leptopilina heterotoma, 1676 nucleotides long. It is a transcript of the gene Rac1, whose product is annotated as ras-related protein Rac1. The coding region runs from base 249 to 827 and encodes 192 amino acids. Gene Ontology annotation, molecular function: protein kinase binding; GTP binding; GTPase activity. Gene Ontology annotation, cellular component: cytoplasmic vesicle; cytoskeleton; cell projection. The record is from RefSeq and is a predicted model, not a curated record. Gene Ontology annotation, biological process: motor neuron axon guidance; actin filament organization; small GTPase-mediated signal transduction. The transcript is spliced from 4 exons. NCBI's taxonomy places the organism in Eukaryota, Metazoa, Arthropoda, Insecta, Hymenoptera, Figitidae.